Molecule: messenger RNA, 20576 nt
Organism: Pocillopora meandrina
Lineage: Eukaryota; Metazoa; Cnidaria; Anthozoa; Scleractinia; Pocilloporidae
Source: the annotation of a GenBank genome assembly
AUGGAUAAUUCAUCAAGAACUAACGGACCGCAAGUAUGUUCUACAGAAGUCGGAGAAAAUGAGAUUGACUACAAACAAAGAUGUAAAUAUCUGGAAAACCAACUGGAAAAAUUUCGCGAGCAGGCGACGAAAGUUCGCGAAGUCAUUGGGCAAAAGGUAAAUUGUAGUUUUCUGUUCUGUGACUAUUUUAUUUAAAUCUACUGUUCGAAUCGCUCCAUCGCAUUUAUCGAAUGGCUUUAUUUGUUUCUUUGUUUUCACAGUAUUCUUCGCGGUUUGGUAUGAUAUAAGUUAUCUCGAAAGAUCUUGAUCAUGAGUUAGUGGCGUUGUGUAUAUAGUUAUGUUUGUAUUCAAAUUAUGCCCAGCUGAUCGAUAAUAACAAGAACUUUGUUAAACAUCCAUGUGUCUUGAGAAUGCCCUUUUAAUCGCAUUCUACCGUUACGAUAUUACUUUAAAAGGUGCGCAUCUCUUCAACAUUAUCGCGGCAGCAAACAAGAUUAUAUUCAAGCACAGCUAUAGUCAACACCCAUAGCGCGGGGUUGAGACAAACCGCCAUUUAAGCAAAAAUGAAAUAUGAGAGUAAUAUAUUAAAUUGAACUUGACACCUUUGAUUUCAAUGAAACGCGAAUGUUUAGCACGGCUGAAAUUCAGAGUAAUUUUUAUGGCUAGCAUUAAAAGCUUGCGUUUUUAAUCUAGCAAAUGCGCUGUAAGUAUUGCGAUUCAUCCCUGAGUGGAUCAGAGGAGCUUGAAUCAAGCCAAUUGAAAAGUCGACUUCCCAGCUGUUAAUGAUUCAUGAAUAGUUGUUUGCACACAAAACAGCAUGCACAUAAUUUUACAAACAUCGUGUUUGGCGAAAUUCUGCUAAAACGCUCAAGGAAGCGAACACUUUUCUACACUGACAUGUUGUCGCUGAAACGACAUCUGCAGAAAACCGCACGUUGACAAGUUGUCGAUUGCUUUCAAUUUAGUCGUUAAACGAUGAAUGAUUGGAAUUUUUUCUACCAAUAUAGCCUCGAGAUUAUUUAGAACUACAUGAUUAUCUUAAGUAUGUCGCUAACAAUGCCGAAGACAAGGGAAAAUUAGAUGAAAUAUAUUAGCAAGGUUGAAAUGAAAGUGUAUACACGUGUUCUUAUGAGGAAAAUAUAUACUGGAGCGUUUUUGUUAGAUGUAAUGACAUCAAUGAUUACCUCUUUCGAAGAUACAAAAAGAUCAUGUAGAAUAUCCGAUUGUCUGUUCUUAAACUGCCCUAAAUUUGAUACAAGAUGUCUGAAAAAAUAUUUUUAGGAAUCAAAUACAACAUAUACUUAAGUUGAUAUUGAAACUACUUUAUUUUGACCGUGAGCAUUAUGUAAAUAAUUUGUCUGUGCUACAUAUUUAACAGGCAUGAUUGAGCAGCUGACGUUUCAGAUUCUUUUUUAUGUAUAGACAUGAAACUUUCAGUUUUGUGUUUAAAAAUGGCUUCUGUUCAGCUUUUAAUUUCUAAUUCCAAAAUUAUCCUGUGUCUGGACUGUGUCUUGCACAAUUGUCACCUUGGAUGGUAUUACAUUAUUUUCAGUUUUAAGUUAUACCUUUCUAGGAGUCUCAAUAAAAGGCAAUUGCUUGUUGCCAGCAUUUUAUGGCAUACUGCUGCUGCUUUCUAUUUUCUUAACUUUUCAUUUUUUUGCCAUUUGUCACAGCUACAUAUAUCAAAUCUUAUUGAGGACCUUCUUUUGAUAUUAUGAUAUUUGACACUGUUGACUAGCAAUUGACAUUUUUGUGCCUUUAAAUUCAAUCUGAUUGGAACUACAUGUAUGCCAUCAUAAUUUGAGUCAUUUUUUUGGCAUCUUUGAGUAUCAGCUUUAAAUCAAAACUUGAAACAAUCAUUUGCGAGGAAAAAUGAACACCAAAGAGGUAAGAGUUUGCCUAGAAAAGACAAGAAUGGUUUAGAAUGUAGGAUAUUAAACCCACUACAUACAAUUGAUAAUCUUGAAUAGGUUUGGCUUGAUUUUAAGUAAUGGGCAAUCGGCACACGACCUACAUGAAUGUCUAGCCGAAGCUUGACAGCUUUCGAGGCUGUCUCUGUCUUCACUUCGUAAUCAUGCAUGUUACAUGAUCAAACACACAUAACUGUUACCUAGAUUUUAGCCCCACAUAAAACUGUCUGUUCUUGAGGGAUUUUGUGAUUAUUAGGAGUAGUGACUGUUGCCUAAAUUUUAGCCUGGCAUGAAACUGUCUGAUCUUGAGGGAUUUUGUGAUUAUUAGGAGUAGUUUGGCUUUAUUUGAAGAAAGUGGUGGAAGUGUCCUUGAUUCUUACUGCUGUUAGAUUUAGACUGUAAAGCAAUUGAUCCAAUGUAAUUUCCUUCUGGCACACAACAACGUGAAAAUAUGUCUCACAAAUUUCACUAAUGUAGCAUCAUUUGUGGUCAUAAAUCUAUCCCAGAUUAUUGUGGUGAGCUGCAUAUCUCGCAUGUUAUUACAUUCCAAUUCCUACUUAUAGGCAAAUAACAGAGAGGCCUCCAUGUUUAGAUAAUCUCUUUCUACAUUUUGUCUCUGAGACAAACUUUAGAAAUAAAUUCAGUUAUUAAGAAGGAGAAGAGAUGAUUUCUACACCUAUAGGGUAUAAUUUUCAAACCAGUUUGAAAGAUUCGCUCUAACGGAUUUGCUCUGACUAACAAAGAGUUAAUGCUUAAAACGUCAGCUUUUGAAUUUCAAUGUCAUGGCCAAUUCACAUUAGUGAAUUGGUUUAUAAAGCCGAAUUAUCUUGUAAUACCCUUCAUCAAUACAGUGCCAAAGUUUCUUUAGAAACUUGACAGCUUUAUUCAUUUGUUUGAGGUUAAGUUUAAUGUAUUGAUUUUACAACAAAAGAAAACAAAGACAAACUGAUUUGAACAAUGUCAGCAUAGAUUUUAGGCUGAUAUCAAUCACUUAAAUUGGUUUAAAUAUAGUUGAUCACUUGUGUAUAAAAAAUGGUCAAACUGCAUUUAAAAGAAGUGAAAAGUGGUUGUGUGACAACUGAGAGUGAGUUCUCAGGAAGCAAUAUAUAUGCUUUGGCUUCUUUUAUUUUUUGUUCUUUUGCUCAUCAAGUUAGGAAAACAGAGAGUGAACCAAACAUAUUCACCUCAAUUUGCGCAACAAGUUCAUGUUCACAACUGAACUAGUAGGUAUGGGCUUGAAUCUUUUUCAGGCCUUAUUUCAUUUUAUAGUGUUCAUAACUGCAAGGAUCACCCAUAUUCAUUUCUUCUACCGCAGUGCACUUAUAUGAUUUUCAUAUAUUUACAGUCAUAAGUUCACAUUCAUUUGCAUCAUAUUAUUGUUGUGGGCAAUUUUUUUUCAUACAUAUAUUAAGUGUUUUAAACAAGAUUUGUUUGUGGCUAAAACCUACUUAGUUUAGAGGUAGUUGUCAUAUUUUAAAUCAGCAAUUUUUUACUUGCAGCACCUUUACACUGUGUUAACUCUUUGCUAACACUGAUUUAACAAUGUUUAAUUUUAUUUACUGCACUAAUAUCAUUGAAAAUUGUUCAAUUUUGUCUUACAAAGUUAAAAGGUAUGGAAGAACAGGCGGCAACUGCUUAUGCAAAAGCGUCGGAAUCUGCCCAAGAGGUACUAAUGCUAACACGUGAUUCAUUAACCUGUAGCACAUGCAACUUAAACAUUGAUAUUAUAGAUAGCCUUUUUUGUUUUUUAAACAAAUAAUUCUGAUUUCUCUAAUAUGUACAGCAAUAGAUAUAUUUCACAAAGUUUGAUCCUGAGUAUGUUUCUUUUGCUAUGUGUAGCUCUCGUACAUAAAAGUGUACCAAAGUGAGUCAUUACCUUAAUUUUCUGAACUGUUCUGCAGUAUAACCCUGCUUUUCAGUUACUCAUGAAAUGAACUAACUAAUGAUAAUGUAUUAAUAAAAAUUUAGGUAUACAUGUGGUAACCACUCUUGAAUUUUUGGACAUAGAACAGAUCUAAAUUUACUUUUUAAUUUGUUGUUUAUAACUUUGUUUAUUGGCUUACCUCAUUAUCAUAACUGAAAUCUAUGUUCUUGGUGAUAUAGGGGUUGAACUCUGUAUGUAACUAUCGAGGUGAAAAGCUGUUAAUUUUUAUUUCUGGCAUUUUGAAAAGAAAACUUAGCAUCUCUGGAACUAGGAGUUCUAUUUGAAUGACCCUGACAGGUUUGCUCUCCUGUUUGCAUCUCAGGUCCAGCAUUUGGAGACAUUGGUUUCGGCAAAAGAAGAAACAGUUGCACAGCUACAAGCAGAACUGGAAAAUGAGGUAUCAUUAUCAGUAUUGACCCUACUUCUUUGCUCUAGGGAGGGGUGGGAAGGGGGGGAAACUUUGCAAAUGAGACUGCACUAACCAUCUCUUUUGUGAAGAAAAAACUUUGUGUUAGCUACCUCAAUUUGUUAGUUGCUUAUACCUAGUAUUGACCCUACUUCUUAGCUGUAGGGUGGGGUGGGAAUGAGGGAAACUUUGCAAAUGACACUGCCCUAAUCAUCUCUUUUUUGAAGAAGAAACUUUGUGAUAGGUACCUUAAUUUGUUAGUUGCUUAUACUUAGCAAAAUAUUUCUUAAUAUUUCAUGCAGAAACAAAAGCGGCUCAUCCGUGAAAGAGAAGUGGAAGAAAAAGCUGCUCGUAUUAAGAGCUGGAUGCAGAAGAAGAUUUCAGAGGUACUUUUAAUCUAGAGAUGUUUCUUUUUUUCUGUGGUCUUGAAAUUGCAGAUGGUAUAGUAAACGUAUUUAAAUGUACUUGUAAGAAGUUUUUCAUAGGGAUCAACUCUGAUUACCUACAUAUAAUUCUGGUCCAAGUGCAUGUUAUUUUGUUCUUUAAUUAUGUGGAAGGAAAAGAAUCAGUCACAAGCAGGCUUUUAUCUUAUCUCUGUUAGUAUGAGGAAAAAUUAGAAGAACUGAAUAAAGAGAAUGAACAUUUAAAGACGUCCCAUAAGCAAGCCAUGGAUAUGGUCAAGGAAAUUGAGGAAAAGCUCAGAUUUUCCCAAGGUAUGCUAUAAUUUAAAAAAAUACUUUGUAGCAUCCUUACUCCUCCAACAAAAGGGAUUUCCUGUGAAGUAAUUGCUACUUUCAUGAAAUUGAUAAUGGCUUAGAAAUGCUUAGUGCAGCACUAAGCAAGUGGUACAGACAUUGCCAUAUAAAUGAUCCCUUUACUUACAAGGAUGAUGUGCUUUAGAUGUUCUUACACUAAACCUGUAUGGAGUGAUGCAAUUUCAUCUCUGGUGCAACAAGAAUUUGGAACAACAAGAUCAUAACAUGAAGCAAACCAGUUCCUUUACACAACAGCCGUUUUAUGUUCAAGUCUUUCAGGAAACAAUAUCUUUUUCUUCUUUUUUUCUUUUUUUUUUCCCAGAGUAAGUUGUAACUGUUUUCAUGUGAUGGUAUAAUGAUAGUCUCUUAACAAGACCACUACCCUCUUGAGACUCCAAAAAAAAAAACCUUUUCAAUGCAUACAUUUUUUGUUUGUUUGAGAUUUUCAUAAAUUGUAAAUAGUUACUGGAAAGCCCUUCAGGGAGAAACCUCAAUGCUAUAUCCUUAUGGUAACUUCUAAAGAAAGCUCAAAGCUUUUGUGUUUUGUAGUGCUAGUUAGCUGAUAUCAACAUUAUUAUCUUGUUUUAACAGAUCAAGUGAUGAGAUUAUCCCAUGAACUUGCAGACAUCCAGUCACAGUCUGGUGAUUAUUAUGAGCUAGAACCUGAUGCCAAUCAAGAAGAAUCUGGUUUUCGAUCAUUUCUAACUGAGGAUACUGUUGGGAAUCAGUCGCCAGUAACUUCAAUAAGCUCACAAUGUACCACACCGACACCUAUGUCACCAGAUGAACUUGUAAAAACACCAACUAAUGAUGAUAAUGAUGAUACUAGCACUUUCAUUUCGGAUCAGUCUGCCGAAAUUAAAAUUAAGAGAACUUCAAGCGGAAAAUCUCCAUCGAAAAUUCCUCGAUUUAUUGGGACUUCAGAGGAUCAAAGAGCUGCUCAGAUAUCAUAUUAUAUGUCACUCAAAAGAGGAAUGAGGAGUCCAGGAGGUUCUCAAGCAAAAUUUUUUAUACAAAUACAAGACUCACAUAAUCCCUACAUGCAAUUAACUCCAUUAGAGAGAAUGUCACAGAGGAAACAAUUUGAUAGUCAGUCAACAAUAGAUUCAGAAAUAGAUGACAGUGUCUUUGAAACUUAUCUACAACCUGUUGAACCUGGUAAUCAUGGAGAAGAAUUUCAUGCAAGGCUUGGUGAAUUAGUGACUCUACAAUUGGAGAGUGGAAGUUUAACUCCAAGUGUUGUACAAAAUGAACAAGAUUCUUUGUCAGGAAGUAGGUCAUCUGUUGGUUCCCUUACAGAGGAUGCCACCUCUGCUGAUCCAAUUUAUCAAACUCUUGAACCAGAGCUAGACUCUGUGAGAACUGACACAGAUUCAGCUGUGACUAGAAAACCCUCAGUAAAUAAUGGUUUUCCUCUGUCUCCCCUUCCUCCACCUGUUCCUCCGCGCUUUGAAUUAGAAAGUGUUGUUCCUCCCCCUGUUCCACCUGUGCCAAGAACAAACAAAGAAGAACAACUGCAAGAUGUGACUAGAUUGGAGGGAAAGUUUACCAGUUAUUUAUCAGAAACAGACCUACAAAAUGGCAAUGCUCCUGAGGGUAAUAAAGUGGAUGUUCCUGCAGCUUUGUUGCAAUCAAACAGAACUGAUUCUUGGAUGUGGAAUGAUAACUCAGGUAUAUGCUUUGUGUUUCUAACAUGAAUUGGACUUAACUGUGAAACUUUGAAAACCAUUAAGACUGGAACUACUAUCUUUUAGGAGUUCAUUGUUUUCUGAGUUUGACAGAGAAAGUGUUGUCCAAUCAAGCAUAAAUAAGAUAUACAAAUGUAAUGUGACAAUUAUGCACACAUUAUGAUUGAUUCUUACCUUUUAUAUAUUGGAGGACAGAUGGAUGGAUGACAUCACCAUUAACCCUUAAACUCCCAAGAUCUGAUUGUUAAUUCUCCUCUCUAACUGGCAUAUGAUUCCUCCUAAGUAAAUCAUGAGAAUUUGGUGUUAGAUCAAGAUAACAAAUUCUUCCUGAUGAGUUUGAGCAUUCUCAUUACCUGGUGGCUGGAUAAUGUACAGAUAUUAUAGGGAGAAGAUAAAAGCUAAACACUUCUGGGAGUUAAAGGGUUAACAACAUUUUGCUUUUCUUUUUUAAUCUUAUAAAAUAAAUAGAUUACAGUUUGCUGUGGGUCUGUAUACAAAAAAUGUAGAAAUAGAUUACAGAAGACAAAAACAUGUUUUAAUCUUUUAACUCCUAAGAUCUCAAUAGCAAUUCUCCUCACUACCUGCUGUAUAAUUCUUUUGGUGUUAUUUUGGAGAAUUUUUUUAUUGGAUCAACUGAUAAUCCCCUCAUUGAUAUUUUUCUUUAUUCUCAUCACUUGUCUGCUUGAUGUUGGUUUGAAAUAGUAAGGAGAAAUUCAGUCUUGGUCACUCAUGGGAGUUGAAGGGUUAAGAAUGUCAGUGACACUUGGUUGUGUCUCAUGUGCCACUUUUUUGUCUUAAUUCUUACCACAUUUUGACAUCAUCUUUGAUAUAUUACUGAAAAGAUGCACAGCAACAUAAAAUGUCUUAGUAUAUAUAUUGGACCUGAUGGGACUGAAGUAUGGUGCAUGUGUCAUGCAUGGUAGAUGUAUAUGGAAAUGGUUAGAGUGACAUACUUUAGCUGGAAAAACUGCAAUCAGCAAAAUUUGCAUAGCCAAUGUGAGAAUUUAAAAAUUAUCAUUUUCAAGGUCCAUAUGGUGAAUUAUUUUUUUUGGGAGGUGACAACUUUAACAACUUUUUGUUCACAGCUGGUUCAGAUACACCACCAUUUGGGACACUGGAGACGCGAAGUAAAAACCUCAACAUGUUAGCGGUAUGACAGAUGCUACUUAAUAUGACAUUACAGUGUGAUUUUAUGACUUCUUUACACAGUGUACAUACUGUUUUUAGCUUCCUCUUUGUUCAUUUUCAUAGACCUAAUGGCAGUAGUAGUGUCAAAGAAAAAUCCCAAAAGUCAAAUGACAAAUUAAAUAAAAGCUUAUUAAGUGCAAGGUACAAGUCAUGCUUCCUAAUCAUGAUCCUGUUAGUUCCCAAAUUUUUGCGUGAAAAACUGAUUGAAUUAAGUUGACUUUAACUGAUUUGUAAACUUCUUGUCUACAGUUAUUUUUAUGUGACUCUCACAUCAGAGAUGCAAGGCUUAGUUAUAUUUUGAUAACAUCAAUUUUCUCUAUUAAUCAUGAGUUAACCUUGAACAUUCUACAGGAACAAAGCUGUCCUGUGUAUACAACACUGAAAGGGGUAUGUAUAUGAGAAGAUAUAGCUUUCUUGAAUCCAUGUAUUAUGAAAGUUAGGUUGUCUUUUUUAUGGCCUAGCCAUUAAAUUUGCUCAAGUUUAUAAAUUUCUGGUACAGGAAAAAACUAUAUGCUGAAGCUAUUUAAUACUUAAUUUCUCUCCUUUGAUCCAGAGAGCUUCUCAGAUUCGAAACACACCUUUUUCUGGAGAAUCAACUGACUCCUCUGACAAUGAAAGCUCUGCAGGAGACUACUGCACUCCACCAGAUGAAGUGGUAGCAACAGAAGAACACCAUAACAUGAAACAGAACACAGAUGAGCUUCUUGAAGAAACUACACGUGUUUUGAAAACCUGUGCCACUUACACAACUGUUAGCUUGAAAAAGGUAAACACAAUAAUUUAAGGGCAUGCAAGAGACUCUCUUGAUGUAUUUUUCUUGAUAUAACACAAACUUACCUUAACCUUUCUUAAAAGGCUUGAAGGGAGAGUUACAAAUUACAUCUUGUUUGUCCAAGGGUUAAUGAAACAGUGAUUGUGGUAGCAGUGAGAUGUGGCAAGACAAGUGAUGUGCCUGUUGUCUAACUUAAUUUGUUUCGGAGAAAUUCUGUCUGCAAGACAACAGAAUGAUCAACCUAAUAUUUAGCUGUCUGAAAAGGGAAUCACCACCAGAAUAUUUUUAUUUUGAGCUUGACCUACUACAACAUCAUUAGUGUCAUGAGGGAAUACAUACAAGAAGUUAACACAAGGCUAAUGCCAUGACUGAGAUGUGAUCCAUUUACUGUGCUUAAAUGAAUGAAUCAAAGAUGGUUUCUUGUUGAUAUUUACAUAGUGCUUAAUUUACACAUGGAUGAGUAACUGCUAAAUAAGUUGUAAUGUCAAUCAGUAGUUAACCUGUGAUUAGCGUUGCUUUAAUUUGUUGUGUUCUUGAAUGUACAAUUUGUAGGAAAAUCAAGGAAAGGCAGGAUACCUUACUAAACUGGGAGGCCGUGUGAAGAACUGGAAGAAAAGAUGGUUUGUCCUUGAUGAUGGAAAUCUUUGCUACUACAAAACAGAGGUAUACACUGAACUUUAUCAACAUUUAUAAUCAGCACAUACUUUUGUCAAGGUGAUAUUUUUCUGUUCUCUGUUACCUGAAUAGGACUGUGUUUUAAGAGUUGUUAUUUCUCAGUUAGGUAAAAUGUUGUGAAUCUGAAAAACAUUAAGUCACAAAAUGUACUGAAAAUUGUGCUUGUAGUUGACAGACUCAGGGUGACACAUUCGUGAAGAUACAUGUACAGCUGUAGGUGUGAACCUCCUCUUUAAGAUUUAUUAUGGUUUACAUAUUAAUUUAUGUAUGGUUUUGAUCCAUUUCAUUGUUGCAGAAUGAUGUCAACAGGAAACCUUUGGGUAAAAUUCCAUUGGAUGGAAGCUGCAGAAUUGCACGGACUGAUGGUGCCCUGACAAUUGAGGUAAGAUUCUCAAGUAGUUACUGUUGUUACGGCCUUGUAAAAAAAUUCCUAACAUUACUUUAAGUCCGUAGACUAGUGUAGACAGUAGUAUGCAAUAGACUUGCUGCUUGUACAUGUAUUUGGAACCAGUGGGUUCAAUGAUAUUAGUGCUGUUCAGCAAAUGUUUAACUCAUACUUUUGCUCAUUAUAUUGCUUGCUUGAUUGCUAGGUUGCCACACCGAAAAGGACUUUUUACUUGACUGGAGAGACAACAGAGGUUGUGGACAGCUGGCUCAGAGGUACUCAGUUACUCUUACCUUCUUUGUAUGAUUGGUAAUAUUUCAUUUUAAUGCUCACAGUGUUCAUGCUAAAAAUGAAGAAUCCAAAGACUUUUUAAAAAUUAAAAGAUUACCAACUUCUGUUCACUUGGCAAUCACCGAGUUGGACUGUUGCAUAAAGUUUUCAAGGAAGUUACACCAAAAUAAUCCUCCACACUACCUCUUCUUUUAACCUCUCACCUCCCAGAUCUUUAAUAUCAACUCUGGUUACUAUCUGUGACACAUUUUAGCCUUGAGAAUGUGUUUUUUAUUCAAAUGAUGUCUCCUUCUUAGAUGACCCCUUUGGAUAGCAGGUAAUUUUUCUUAUCAUUGAAAACCCCUCUGCUGGAUAGCUGACGUUUGAUAUUCGUCAGAGCGAAACGUCAGAGAACUCUUUUUUAGUUUUAACCCAGUUGUUAACACUAAAUUACCUGCUAUACUCUCCCACCGACGCAGCACCACAGUUUCUUUGAAAUUCCUCUGCUGGAUAGCUUAGUGAUAUUAAAGAGAUGAUUUUGCUGAGUGAAAUUGUGAGAUUGAUGCUGAUCUUUUGUCUUUAUCAAUAAUUGGUUUCAUUUGAAUUUUGUAGUUCUCCAUAAUGUUAUGAGGAAGUUUUCAAGUACUCCAUUGUUUGCCCAAGUGAAGGAAAAAGAAAUAAUGAAAGGAUGGAUCACAAAGGUGCGAUAUUACAGCUGCAAGGUUUAUGUUGUGUGUUGUAUAUUGCAUUUGUCAGACUCCUGGCGUAUUGAAUAUAUUGUAUAACGCCCUAGUCAUUAAAAUUAUGUUCAAGUCAAAAUUUAGAUGGGUAAUUUAUGCAUCUUUUUUCUGUUUUGUGUCCCAUACAAGGUGAAGCAUGGCUCUUCGAAAAAGUGUUGGAGUGUUCUUCGUGGUCAAUAUCUUUGUUACUAUAAGAGUGAAGAUGACGCUGUAAGUAACUUUCCAAAGAUACAAGAUAACUGUGCACUUUCUGGUUAAUUAUGUGUCCCUUUUUUGGGCUCAAAUCUACAGACGGACUGGAUUGUGGAUUUAUAGCGGAUUGUCAUCGAAGAGCUUCCCAUGAGAGGGCCACAGAUAUCCAUGAAAUGUGCCAUUACCUCUGAAAUAAAUGUUUCUUUGUAUAACUUUGUUCAGAAGAAUGACUUAAUUCUUGUUUAUUUACAUGUUGCUGACAUUUGUUGAUCCAAAGUUGGAUCCUGCUACCGUAAUGUUUUAAGUGUUGAUUCGAGUUUUGCACUUUCACAGGAAGUUAAAAAAGAAUGGAUUAAACAAGUUAAUGGACCAUUGAUUCAGUAAUAAUUUGAUUAUUUAUUAAAAUGAUUGAUAAUCAUCUAACCAAAGCUGAAAUUUCCUUUAAAAUUUUAUUUGUUGUUGUUUUCACUUGUCAGAUGCCUUUUAGCAUGACCCACAUGAUUGACGUGGUGGUUGAAGAGUUGGAAUCACCCGACUCAGAGAACGGGAGCGUAAGCGAUGCAGUUCCGUAUCGUCACUUCACUUUGGUGAUGAAGUCUCUUAAACAACCUUCUACCACAUUCUUGUUGAUUGAUUCGAUUGAAGAAAAGGUAAGAAAAACGUGGAUCAUUUCUCUCUCCCUUAAAUGGGAGAGCCAACUUUCACCACCCUCCUGUGAAUGAUAAUUGUCUAAUGUGCAGCCUGAAUGCUGACACUUGAUUCAUGGGUUCGUUUUUCUCCUGCUUUAGGAUUCAUGGCUGUUCCAUCUAAAAGUGGCAUCUGGUAGUGGUAUUGAUGACAUGGGAACGGAAUUUGAAAAAAGCAUAUACCAGCUCAUCGUUGAGGAUUGUGAUCCAGGUAACAACAGCUCUUUUCCUUCAAAGGUUUUCCCUUCCCCGUUCCCGCCUGUCACGUAGGUUAGCUUUAAAUAUAGGUUAUUGCAGUUUCUUUACCAGUCUUGUAUUCUUAAUAUCCGGGUAAGGUAGUCGGUAGUUGUGACCGAUGUUUCGACAACCUAAGCGGAAGUCAUCAUCAGAGUUCUCUCGUUCUCAGGACUACCCUCACCCAGACUACACAAACAAUCGUUAGCCUCUGUCUCCUAGCGAAUUUGAACCUUCGGAUGUGGACAAGGGGCUUCCCCAUCGGCGUGGGUUUAAAUCCACUGUGACACCAGGUUUAAACCAUUAACUGUUUUUAACUAUUGCUAUAUAUAUGUUUAUUAUUUCAGAAAGUGAGAUAUGGAACAGCUAUGUGUUGACGCACAGUAAAGAGCCAAUCAUUGAACCACUCACAACUCUGCCAUCCAAGGAGUUAGGAGCUGAAGCUUUGAAACUCUUUAAGGUUGGAACAAUAACGUUAAGCUGCCGUUAUUUAUAUUAUCAAUAGAAGUCUGAAAACCUGUAGCACUUUUGGCCGUCUCUCUCUCACUGUACUUUUGAGUUCCCUUCCACUUCUUUGUCACUUCUCAGUACUCAACAGUCGAAGAAAAACAUGAUUGUUAGUUAUUUGACUGAUCCAAAUUGUUUUGUAUCCCUUUGUAUGUUAGCGAUAUAGAUGUGAUAAGCUGGUGGUUAGAACACUUAGCUAUUCUAUGAACAGUAUGGACUGAAGCCUUUCAAAUCGUGAAUGUGUGAAUGAUCCUCGUCAAGCAUUCUAAUCUUGUCUCUCUUCACCCACAUGUAUUUAUGAGGGAACUGUGAGGAUAAUCUGAUUAUAGCUCUUCGAUAACUCCUCUUUUUCCUGGUGUAGCACCUUCCCUGUUCCCUAAGGGAACAACUUCUAUCCUUCUUCGUCUGUGUCUACCAUACCUCCCAUGUAUAAACUGUAGUUGUUAACCCUUUACACCCUGACAUCAGUAUGCAUAUUCUCCAUACUGUUCUCUAUACAUCUCGUAAGGUGCUGACAAGGAGAAUUUGUUUAACAAUCAAGAGCUUCUUUAGUUGGUGAUCAGUUCGUUUAUUCUCCUGACCUUAAUGUUUGAUUUAGGAGUGAUAUGGUAAAGAGAAAUUAGAUGCUAGUCACUCUUAGGGGUUAAAGGAUUAAGGAAAGUGGAACAAUUUUUACAUGUAUUACUGAGACAGAUCGGUAAUGUUAUUGCCUUAGACAAUUUAACUCAUCGGGAUAACUGUUUGACUUAAAGCUUUAAAUAAAUUAAUAUUCUCCUCUCCCCAGUCUAUCCACUUGUUCACUACGGUACAGACACAGGAAGCAGCCAUUGACUAUCACGUGUCACUAGCCCAGAAUGCCUUGCAGACUUGUCUUGAUAACCCAGAACUUCAGAACGAGAUUUAUUGUCAGCUGAUCAAACAGACAUCGAAACACGUGCACAGAGGACCUGAAGAUCUUGGGGUGAGUUUCACAUUUUUUAUUUUAUUUUAUCGUAAUGAGCUUUGAAUAAUUCUAAUCUCCUUACUACUGAUAGUCUUCAUCUUAAGGCAUAAUAUGUUAUAAUUUCGUUAUCUUCAUCUGCUGUGAGAGUUCUCGUAAAAAUGUCAGUGAAUAACUUAUAAGCUCAAUAACAUAAUUGUCUUGGAAAUCAGGGCAUCCUGCGUUUCAGAGAUUUAUUCCUACGUCAAAUAGAGGUUCUCUUCCAUUUGUCACAUAAAAUUGACUGCCUUUGUGUAUUUUUAAAAAGGUCAACUGGGCUGAUGUUUAUGUUUAAUUAAUCCUAUUCGCAAAGUAUAUUCGUUUUGAUCACCAAAGAAAAUUCCUUCAGCAUGUGUAACCCUACACCAGAGAAUUUGCAAGUUUCCAUAAAACGUUCGCCUUACAUGGAAUUACCCAGGAUUUGCUCCCUCUUACCUAUGACAGAGAACUGAAAGACUUUAUAUUCUUUUAUAAGUGCUUAUUUAAUCAUAUUCACCUUGAUGUACAUAGUUUCACAAACUUUAUUUCUCAUGGCCACACUAGAAUAAGUAACUCCUAUAAUUUUAAAACACCAUUCUGUAAAACGAGCACUUUUCAGGCCUCCUACUUAAAUCGCAUUGUGAAACUUUGGAGUUACCCUUGUUCUUUUGCUCCUUCUUCUGGUUUUUCGAGUCCGCUCUCCUUCCAGGGUUUCGUUAAACAAACACCUUUUGACCACCCGAGAACGUCCUUUGACAUUGACUGGCCUUGCACGUGGACGCUAGUUAAAACUUGUUCGUGCCACAGAUUGCUUGUAUUUGUGAACAAACCGUAAUUGUAGAGUUUUUCAAAACUUUCUUUCCUUCAGCACUUCUUGGAACAUUGUGGCAAGUCUUCAUGGCUCAGGGAGGAGUCAUUUGACAUCGCCUCACAAGCAACCAUCGACUUGCGUCCGGUGCAAGAGUUUGUUUACAUUCAAGCGUGGCAACUCUUAUCGCUAUGUACAGCUCUUUUUGUCCCUAAACAGAAGUUCCUUCUCUUCCUCAAGGGACAUUUGAAUCGGACGUCCACUUUUAAGUAAGUACAAUGUACUUGGGUGGGAACACAUUUAUUAGGUCUCUCAGCUCCAACCAAAACAACGACUACAAAAGUGGUGUUCUGGGGGCAUUCUUUGAGUGUUUUUUUUUAAGAUUAAAUUAUUAUUUAUAUAAUUGGCUUUAAACCUCAAUUUUCAAACAGAAGUAAGUGCGAUUGGUACCGGCAAUUAAUUUCCCUUUGUUUUUGAAACUUUAACCGCGACAUAUGUUUGAAUGUUGGUUUUUGUGGGUGCCUCGACAUCUUUUUAUCGGAUUUCCAAACUUUUUUGACAUAAUUCACCACCUUGAUUCUCACCUUUUCUUUUUUUUGUCUCUGCGUAGAACAAAACUUGGAAAAUACGCAACUUACUGUAUCCGGAGCUUAGAGAGAAGUUUGCGAAAUGGGAAACGAGAAGCCAGACCGUCGAGACUGGAGGUACGGUCGUUUUGGCAAGAUUUUGCGGAACUCCGAGACAAACAUAACCGUCAAUUAGAUGAUCUGAUGAUGAUUAGUGAGGAUGACUUACAUUUAAGCUCUGAAACUCAUACUGCUCUCAUACUUACUAGUGCAGAUUAAAGCCGAUUUAAAGAGAUGGCAGAAAUUAGAAAACCAGAGACCUUUGUUUUCAAAUUUUGGGGUGCGGAUCAGUUGAAUGAAACGUUUCCGCUCGAGUGAAGAGGGAGAUAUUGAAGGGAAACAGUAGAGAGUGGGUAAUUUGCAUGUGUAAGAGACAAACACCAAACUAGUGUAGGCUUACCGUAUGAUUAGAAACAUAAUUGCUUGAGAUAUGCGAUUGUCUGCGGUGCUGCGUGCGUGGAAUAAUUUGAGAUAAGAUGAUUUUAUUUUAUCUACUGGGUUGAUAAUGUGAAUUGGCAACCGUAAAGAGAUUCUAAAACUGACGUUUCGAGCGUAAGCUUUUCGUCAGAGCGAUAUUAUCUGUAUCAGAGCGAUAUUAUCUGUAUGUUGACAGUUUUCUGAAGAACUCCUUUGUUGUUUUAUGUUUUGCCCAGGUUCUCUCAAUCUUGCUGCGGAAACCUUAUGAUCACUCGUGUCUGAUGAGCAUUCCAGUGCACUUUAUCGAUGGAUCUAGUCAAGUAAGUUUCAAAAACGAUCAUCGCACAAAUUCCUUCUUUUUUGCCAAAACGAUAUAAAUCCUUCUGUCUGUAUUAAGUACCGAAUUUAUGAAAAACACGCUAGGAAGAAAUUGUUUUCCCUCAGUUAGAACGAGUUCUCGUUUUUGUUUACCUCUUGAAGUUGUGGUCCUGUUUAUUUAUUCACCUCCACGGUUUUUUUUUUUCCGGUCACACGCCUGAUACAGCCGGUCAAUAUCUUUCUUUUUCUCCUCUUCAUUUCACUUGUUAGGUAUUUGGUUUUGAUGGUUCCACUACCAUUCAAGAGUUUUCGGAGACAAUUAACAGAGUAAGUCAACUGAAGACAAUAGAUCAUUUAUUUUAAGGCACGUGCCAUAACUCGGAACCGGCCAAAUGGCUCAGUUAACAUGAGAUGGAAUGGGCCGCCUUGUUUCUUAAGUAAAUUUUAUGCUGCGAUGGCGGACAAGAAAAGGAGAGGAACUGUGAGUGAAACCGUGCAUUUGAGUAUGGUUUUCCUUAUGAUACUGUAAUUGGUGUGGCUCGUUCUUAUUUUUAUUGAAACUGAUAAAUAUUAUCUCUGGCAGAUCGUCGGUAUUCGCUCGUCCUCGGAAAGUGGAUAUGCACUCUUCACGGAUAAUCCUUUUAACUUAGUAGAACAUUGUUUACAAGCCAAAGUCAAGGUUAGUAAUUUCUACGUUUCCGUUAACCUUUUUCAAACAUGGCUCAAUUGCUGCGUCUGUUUGACUUCCACGCUUCCGAAAGUCCUUAGCGCGAGACUUUGGUGCCUCUUAAAGUCAUCAAACGUGGUGCCAAACUCAUAAGUGGCUCUUGUAAACUAGAAGUAAGUGUGCCCGGAUGAGCAGUUUGUUGCAGAGAUUGAUUGAGUUUAAGAAGUUUCAAGUUUCCUUCCUUUUCUUCCAAUACGGAGAACACUUUUGUAAAUGACGUCCUUCUCUGUUACCAUUGUCUCCACAGCUGUGUGACGUGAUUUCGAAAUGGGAACAAGCGUUACGAAGUCAAAGCCAAGGGAAACUGGACACUAAUAGGAUGAUCAAACUCACCUACAAGAACAGGUGAAUUUUUUCUAGCGGUCUAGCAAUCCAGGUCCUUUUUUUCUGUUAUGUUAGCGAGAAAGGUUAGGGCAGUGAGUCUACGUUACGCAAGGUGGUUUUCAGUUGGGCCCAGAGAGAAAGUGCACUUCUGAUAGACUGAAUGUUUGAUUAUUUUGUGAACAUCCGUGCGCAAGCAUGAAUUCGAACUGGAUAUUUGCGUCGUGUUGGUGUUCUGGCUGAUUUCAAGGAAAAUGUAUGGUUGUUAAGGGAGAGUGAACAGAGAAAGUAGGAAAUAUGAUUGGAAAGGAUUUAAUCAUCUUCAAAUUUUUGUCAAUUGUAAAUUGUUUAGGUUACAUUUCAAGAGCCUCAGCAGCGGAGAAACAGACAAAGAAAAGUACUUCCUUGUACUCCAGGUAAUUAAGACCUUUAAUCAAAGAAAAAAUGAUAACCUCUUUUCAUCUUCGUAUCAUGAAAUAUUUAACUCUCUGUGCAUUGAAUUGUCUUCCAUCUUUGUUUCAAAACUACGUAAAAUGUCUUUAAUCCUCUAACUGUUAUGUUCGUUACAGACAAUUUCUGCACAAACGUUUGCACAAUAUCCGCGAUAUUCGCGUACGAGAUCGACGGUGGUUCGGAAUGGGUUCCGUUUCAUUAGACGUGCCAAUAACGUAAUUGUUGUUUUAAAUUUUAUGCUCAUUUGAAUUGCAGACAAAUGAUAGUAUUGUUAAGGGCCGAUUUCCUGUCAGCAAGGAGAUGGCUUUGGAAUUUGCAGCGCUUAUGGCCCAGGUAUUGGAAAUUUCUAAUUAACUUUUUUACUCACCUUCGCGUUAGUUUUUGUUUGGUUUUCUUUUAUUUUUUUCUUUUUGCAGGGGGGGGGGGGGGGUAUGGGUUGAAGAGGGGGAGGACUUAAGGUAAUGUUUCGUCCAAAAGGGAGUACUGAGUGACAUCCUGGAGAUUGAUAGCGAAGGAGACAAACGUUUGUUGACUUCUUGACAACAAUUUGUAAGUGUUUUGACUGAGAAAUGGCGUUUGUUUUCAUCAGAUCUCUUAUGGUGACUAUAGAGCACAGAGCAAUUCACUGCCGAGCAAGAGAAUCGAGAUUGUUAUCACCAAGUUUUGUGUUAAAACGCUGCGGGAAGACACAGGAAAAAGGUGGGCAACUCGCAACAAAUUGCUUGCAAAUAGUUAGCAAAAAUUUUUCUCUCGAGUUCGGAACGAAGUACACGUUAAAAUUGUGAAUUGAAUAGUUAAGUAGCGAAGGAGACCACGAAAGAUCCAGGAUGGCCGAUGAUUGAAGAGAUCUAAAAGGACUAGGAAGGAAACUUAAAACUUUCGUCAACCUGACUGCAGCUUUCUCUACUCCUUUUAGGGCACUCACACUGCGCAUGGCCGAAAAAUGGUCGACGCUGCACGGUUGGAGCGUGAAAGAGUGCGUGGACAAAUAUCUCGAGAAUGCAAGGCGAUGGCCGUUUUUCGGAUGCAGGCUCUUCCAAGCACAGGUUUGGGAUACCAAUCUUUUUGAGGCGAGAUUCACAGUAAAGUAGAGGCAAAUUGUUUCCCAAGGCGACUUGUAUUACGUAUUUUGCGGUAGCGAUAUUCAUAAUUGUUUUAAUUUAACCCCAGUGCGCGAUGUGGUAACUAACUAAAUAGGCAGUGCGCUGAACUCCCGCUUAAUAGGUCAGCCCAUAGUAUUUUCUUUGUUUGAGGGACACUUCACUCUCACCACUUCAUGUUGUGAAAACCUUGAUAAACUUCAGCAGCCAUUUAUGUUUGACGUGGUAUGCAGCGUGAAUUAACUUUUUUCACUAGUAUUAACAGCGAACUGAUCUUUAACUAUUUCAUUCCAACAGCAAAAAAAUACAGUUUCCGCUGCAAAAAAACGCGCUGCGCCUGUAGACAAUACCCAGCCAGUGUGGCUGGCAGUGGAAGAGGACAGUAUUAAUCUUCUGGAAGGAAACAGCCUGGUAAGUUUGCCAGUUCAGCUUGUAUUUGUCAGAGUCAUUGUUUCGUUUCGCUCACCCGCUCGCUUUUGCUCGUCUUACUGUCCCAAAAUUGAACAAAAUUGUCAGAUGAUGAAAUGAUCCUCUCAAGGCGUUAAGAUCCCGUAAACUUAUCCAAUCUAUUCAGUAGUAGAACUAACCCCUUCCUUCCUUCCGCCCAACUCAUGUGCCUAGUAUCCUUAGGUGGUGUUGACAAGUGCUCUUGGCUAGGAAAGUUUUGAGCGAAUAAAUAUUGCUCCUUCUUCUGUUUUUUCAGCGCUUGAUGUGCCGCUAUAGAUACAAGCACGUAGUAACAUUUGGUGGGUGGAAAGAAGACUUCAUGUUAGUUGUGAACCAGUCUAUCAUGCGUGGCGGAAACACAGUUGAGCAGGGUACCCAGAGGUUGCUGUUUGUCAUGCCCAGAGCAAAGGUAAUUCUAAUCAAAUUAAAAUUCAAUCCGGGAUUGUAUUGUUUUUGCUUCUCUGCGCUCCGUGAUUGGUCAAGAAAAGUGGCGCCAAAUUUUCAACCAAUCAGAUGCGAAGUAAAAACCGAUUGUUUGUUCCCCUUUUCCCACCCUUCGUGUAGAUUAUUUGCAAUAGACGGUGCUGAAACUUGUUUUUCUGUUACAGAUUUUGCAAAUCACCUUGCUUAUGGCGAGUUACAUCAAUGCCAUAGUCAGACAAAAAGGUAUCACAUGUGAUGCCCCAAGUAGAGCAUCUGCCACUGGACAGGCAGUGGACGUCAAAGUCUGGGACCUAGAGAGUGCCGAGUGGCCAAUGGUUCCAGGCUCCACCGUUGGACUAUUAUGAUGUCACUAUCCAUAACACUCGUGUAGUUUUUGUUUAGUAAGUGUAUAUAUCAGAUGUUGGCUUGUAAAUACUCUCUAAUUUUGAUUGCGUAUAUGUGCCGAAAACAGAAAAGUUGACUAAAAUAGUACCUUAAAAUAAUAACAAUAAUAGUAAUAAUAAUAAUAAUGGUUUAUUAGCAUAUCCAUCGGAGGGGUGGCUCUUCCAUGCUAUAAACUAACUACAAACUCACUAAAAACUCGCUACAAAAUUCAAUCUCCUUCGUAAACUAAAAAGAGUAAGAAGUGAAACUUACCUUGUAAAUCGUCGAUUCGUGUUAAUAACCCCCUGUGGCUUUUGUGACUAGUGGUGUUGAACAGAUUCACUAGGGCGGAUUGUUCGUCAAUGUAACAGUGUUCACUCCAUAAUAAAAGUUUUUACUUUUCUUCCGUCGUUGAUGCGUCGGUUUAGUUAGUUAUACAUUUCGUAGAUAAAUUAAAAAGGAAAAAAGAUAAAGUUUACUUGUCCUGUACGGACCGUAGGAAUGUUUAUAAUUGUUGGAGCCAAGCUCAGUGUAUAUAUUCGUCUAACGUGUUGAUGGUAACAGUUAUUCCAUGAGCGGGCGGUGGAUAUGAGAUGGUGGAUGUUAAAAUGUGUGCCUUGUUGGCCCCAACUGUCUUUUAUUCAACGACUGGAAAUGAAAUAACUGAAAUUACUAAAUAAGGCAAAAGAAGUAUCUCAAAAUCUUGUAUCUCGAAAGGGGCCCAUGGUAUAUUAGCUCAGAUACCAUGCUAUGUUAACCAAUUAAAACUCAGGAAUUGAAAUAUUCCAUGGCUGUAACUCAUUUGAAUUGCUGUCAUCAAAUGGCAAGGCCAAGUAACAGAAUUUGCUUAUUUCUUUGAAGUUUGUUUUUAGGUGUUUGUUUUCGUUCAUUUAAAGGAAGCUACCAACAAACUGAUGUACAAUUCUUUGCUUAAUUGUUUGUAGAGCUACACAACUUUUCUGAAAGAAUAAAAUAUGGUAAAGAAGCGCGCUGUUUUCAUUGGAAAAUACUUGUAACGUCUGGCUUAAUCGAGAGAAAGAAUAUAUAAUAUGAGUGUCGUUAGUUGAUAUUAGUUUUACAAUUUCCAUUUGAGAAAAAGAGCUAAUAAAAGCCUAUUAUGUAUGGUCGGCGAAGAAUGUGAAAAAAAUGGUGAUAAGAGAAAAAUAAGGCUAUCUAACCAUGACAUCUGGUGUGAGAGGACAUUGGUCCAUGCAGAUAUAUCAAAGAAUUACAUAAAAAAUGGGAAUAUGCAACAACAGUGC